Molecule: messenger RNA, 2912 nt
Organism: Xenopus laevis (African clawed frog)
Lineage: Eukaryota; Metazoa; Chordata; Amphibia; Anura; Pipidae
Gene: rhebl1.S
Product: RHEB like 1 S homeolog
Exons: 9
Coding region: 189-692 (167 amino acids)
Biological process (GO): signal transduction
Cellular component (GO): membrane; cytoplasm; endomembrane system
Molecular function (GO): G protein activity; GTP binding; GTPase activity
Source: RefSeq, a predicted model, not a curated record
AGGCAUUUGUUUUGGGAUUUUUUUUUUUACUGGGGGUUUGCUUAGGGUGGAAGGCCGUAUUUCGUUUUCUUCUGUCCUCAUCGCCAUGGCGCCUGUCAAGCACCGCAAGAUCGUGAUGUUAGGUUACCCUUCAGUAGGUAAAUCUUCCCUCGCACUUCAGUUUUUUAAAGGGGAUUUUCCUAAGGACUAUGAGCCUACCAUUGAGAACACUUGGAGCAAGACCUUUGUUAUGGGGAGCGAUGAGUUUGAGUUGGAUGUGGUUGACACUGCAGGGCAGGAUGAAUACUCUCUGCUUCCUCAGUCAUUCAUCUUUGGGAUCCAUGGAUACAUUGUUGUUUACUCAGUGGCAUGCUCCAGAAGCUUCCAGAUUGCCCGUGCCAUUCAUAGCAUUCUUGUGGACAAGCGGGGAAAGUGUCUGCAAAAAUACCCACAUUUUUUUUGAGUUGACGUCCUUUAAAACUCCAUUUGGCAUGCCUAUAGUCCUUGUUGGGAAUAAGAAUGAUCUGCCAACUCACUGCCGUGAAGUGAAACCAGAAGAUGGGAAAAAGCUUGCAGAGUCUUGGGGUGCCGCAUUCCUGGAAGUUUCAGCAAAGGACCCUGAGAGGAGCAAGCUGAUCUUUACUAAAAUGAUUGAGGAAAUUGACCGCGUUGAGCGAUCCUUUGAUGAAGAGAAGAAAUGCUGCGUCAUGUGAAAUUCAUCCUCCCGCACCAUCUGACUAGAGGAGUAGCAGUAGUAUAUGUGAAGCCUGGCAGAUGAGACAGAUGAUCCCUCUGUCCAGUGAUGUUACUGCAGCAGACCUAUGCACCGAUCAAUGCAAUCCUUAUUGGCCCGGCAGCGGGGUUACAUGAUGUUUCCUUUGCUGGGUCCGACAACACUUUCAUUUUGAUGCUUUCACUAUGGGAACUGAUUGAACUGAUUCAUAGCAUUUUGUUUUCCAUGUUUGUGCUGUAGCUAUGUCACGGAUGAGCACCGAUUGCAACAGCAGUUGCAUUUACAGUAUCAACCCCUUUUAAUAGAUAUAUUGUGUAUCAUGCAGUUUGCACAAACUUGCAGCAAUGCUGUUGACCUGUACAUAUAUAUUUUUUGUGUGUAACCUGUUACAGAGCCUAUUUAUGUUUAAAAAGAAAAACUUGUAUUUGUCAUGGGGUGGGGGUAGGAAAGGGAGGGGAUAAGAUUAUUUAUAUACUUAGUUUCAUUAGUUACCUCUCUUGAAUGAGGAGGGGUUGAUUUUGCAGUAAUGUGAACUUAGAUUUUUUUCUGAACAUUGGAUAUCUGAGUAUAAUCCCUGGAAAUGCUGCAGUGUCUCUGCUCCUUUCAAGAUUAGAAGGGCAGAUGCAUUUAUGAACUGUUUACACAAGAUUCCUGGUCUGCCUGGCAGGUCCCUAAGGCUAUAGUUAGAAGACUGAAUGAAACUCCUAGUGAAAUGAUGCAGUUGGCAAUCCCUAAACCAUGCACAGUUCUUGUUUGGAGAUUCCCCUGUUGGAAGUCUCUAUUAUUAGCCAUAGGGCCAACGCUCGACAUUGUGCAGGGUGAGCAUUAUAAGAGCAACAAGUUGCCUCAGGAGACUUUGGUGUAGCUAAUUGCACUAACCCUAACUGGGUGUCAGCCAGCUGCUUUUCUUUUGCUUUUUAAGCAAGGUCCUCACCAGAGCAGACAAACUAGCUGCCCACGUGGCCCCUGGCCUAUAUGUGGAAAAGUUUACUUGCUGUUUAGUGAGAUACUAAAUGGCUUGAUCUUUGACUAUUUAUGUGCCUUUUGUUAUUCUGGCCAGCAGUGUAUGGUCAGAAGACAACCUUUAUCGGACAGAAAGAAUGUAAAUGUGUAAGUUAUUAUUAAUAUUUUUCUGGCACAAAACUGAUUUUGACUUUUUUUUUCUUGUUUUGAAUUGUUUCUAUAAUGAAUUUCAGUUUUGUGUAUUUAUUUUUUUGUGAUAAUUGUGAUGCUUUUUUCUGUUUCCUUUUUUCUUAUAAUCCUGAAACUUGAUUUGCUGUUGGUUUUUCAGCCAUGCCUCGGAUUAAUAAAAAAGGGAAAGUUACAACCGAGCCAAAAAUUUCUGUCAGUGUGGUAAUCGGAUGCUUUGCAUGAAUGGGCAAAAGGGAAAUUAUUGUUGAUGUUUCUAAGUGGUGUUUACUUUCCUUUUAAUUUUCAUCCUUCCUUAAGAUCAACUUGAAAAUUGUUGUAGACUUAUUUUGAAGACAUUUUUGCAAUCUAUUUAAUGUUUGCAGCUCUUCAGUUCCACUUACCUUAACAACCAGGCGGUGGUUUGAAUGACACUUUAAAAUGUAUAGCAGAGGGAUACCCAAAAAGAAAUAUAAAUAGCAUACCUUUGUCGGUCCUAACACAACCACAGUAGUAUUCUUUUCUGCUUCUAUUGACAAGCAGGAGCCCCUAUGCUGGUUGCCUUGCUAAAAGUAUUUUCCUUAUGUAACGGGUUGGUACAUUUACUUCUUAUCACAGCAUGGUGGUGAUAAUAUUGAGGUCUGUUAAGAAUACCUGAGCUAAAGCAAGAAUGCAGCAUUUCCAUCACAUACAUACUAACCAACAACAGUUAUUAAACAGGUUAGGUAACCGUGUUUAUUUAUUUUUGUCAUUGAAACCCUUUCAUAUUUUCAUUCUAACGAUUUCCCUUUAGUUUUAGUUGAAUAAACCUGUAUUUUGUUCAUAUAUGGGUAUUUAGCAAAUUUGGGCCUGGAAAACAUUAAACCAUCCAUGAAAGCAAUUCUGUCAGUAUAUAAACAUCAUGAACAGUGUUUUUUUUUAGGCAUGGAUCAUUUAUAUAUGAAAGUUUUUAUUUUGAUGUUGUUUAGAUUUCAAUUUACCAUUGAUGGUUUGAAUUGAACCGAUUCCCAUGUGGCAUUGCUUUUGUUUUGUAUUGUAAUUUCUUCUAAUAAAGAUUGUUAAAUACUUUUAA